CCGGACGUCGCUCGCUGCCAUCCACGCUGCGCAAUUGGGGUCGAGCAUCACAAUGAGCGCACGCACACCCGCACGGCGGCUUGGGCAGUCUGGUUAGUACCUGCGUGUCCCCCAGCGGCCCUGCGUGAUGCCCGCACACACUGCGCAUCGGCUCGCCCGCAGUCCGCGUGCAGCAGCUGACAGCGAACAGCCCUCGCCUUCCGCCCUCGGUCGACGCAAUGGACGGCGCUCCCCACAAUUGCACAGCGCAAUGCCUCGACGAAGCCCAAGGCCGACGCUGACCUGUCGAAUCCGCUGCUGGAGCAGUACCUGCAGCAGCAGGAGGAGUCCGCGCGCGAAGCCAGCCAGGAGGCAGCCCAGCCCGCGCCGGAGGAGAAGCCGCAGCAGAACAUGUCCAGCAGCCUCCGCGACGGCGGCUCAUUCAGCCGCCCAUCGCCCCUCUUCGAUCCCAGCCGGCUGAUCCCCGGCUACCGCUCCAAUGCGCCUGCGGCAGAGAAGGAAGCCCUGCAGGCCGAGGCCGAGCAAAGGAGGCUGGUCGUGGAGCAGGAGCAAGAAAAGCGAUUGCUCAGCAUGCACCUCGACCCCGACCCCGCUGCACGCCGCAGACUCGAGCGCAAGCUGGUCAUCAAGGGCGUCCGCAAGUUCGGCCGCAUGACGAAAGCUGCCAAGAUUGCCCGCACUGAGCGCUCGUCCCUGUACAAGUCGCACCUCCUGCCGACCUCGGUCAAGAAGAUCCAGAAGAUCUUGAGGCAGAUCCAGGGCAAGACCAUCUCAGACGCACUCGUGCAACUGCGCUUCUCGCCAAAGAAGGUCGCAAGAGACAUCAUGAAGGGUCUAAUCAUUGCCCAGGACGAAGCCAUCGCCGGUCGCGGUAUGGGUCUGGGCGACAAGCAUGCUUUGAAGAAGUGGACCGAGCAGAGGAACGAGGUGGCCUCAACAUUAGCAGAGCUGGAUGAGAAGAUACCCAAGACAAAGGGCGCCAGCACGGUGAUUGAGCUCAAGGGCGGAAAGAAGAAGCUGGUCAAGGACCCCACAGAGAUCUACAUCGAUCAGGCAUGGUGUGGAAGGGGCGAGAGCUGGCAAACCCCUUCGUUCAGAGCGAGAGGAGCGGUGAACAUGCUGACACACAGGACGACCACUUUCACGUUCCUACUCAAGGAAGAGAAGACACGGAUGCGUAUCUCGGACGAGAUCAAGAAGAAGCGUGACAACCGCAAGCUCUGGGUCGCUCUGCCCGAUCGGCCAAUUACAGCGCAACGACAAUACUGCCUGUGGUAGACGUAUGAGUUUAGUGUACAACAUAGGGAUCCGUGUGUGAAUAAGCAUAGAACAGCAUGAGUUUACGAGCUUGUAACAUCAACAUUUGGACCAUCACAGCGAGCUCAUCACCGGCGGUUUAGUGCUCCUGGGAGUGAGACGCAACUAAUGGCUGACACAGAUCUCGAUCAUAUAAGAUCACGUGGCCUCCUGCCACAUCUGGG
Messenger RNA from Boeremia exigua, 1481 nucleotides. RefSeq names its product ribosomal protein L22/L17. NCBI's taxonomy places the organism in Eukaryota, Fungi, Ascomycota, Dothideomycetes, Pleosporales, Didymellaceae. Gene Ontology annotation, molecular function: structural constituent of ribosome. The record is from RefSeq and is a predicted model, not a curated record. Gene Ontology annotation, cellular component: ribosome; mitochondrial large ribosomal subunit. The transcript has 2 exons. Bases 391 to 1278 code for a protein of 295 amino acids. Gene Ontology annotation, biological process: ribosome assembly; translation.